AUGGCGCGAACCAGGUCGAAUAUGCGCCAGAGCCGGGCACUAGCAGUUGAUUUCCUAUUCUGGAAUCGCGAAGUCUCGCGCGAGAGAUGGAUAGCGUACGUAGUAGUCAAUGGGACGGAGUGGGCCAAUACAAUUGCUCCGUUGCCGGACCAGCUGCCCGACCGUGAUGGCACACAUGUGCAGUGCUGGCACACCCAACUCCAUAUCGAGCAUGAUGUCGCGGCCAAGCCGAUCCAGACGACCGAAACCCAAAAUGCCGUCCCGCGGCAGACGCAAAUGGGGCUGCCCCCCGCGGUCGAGUCUCGCCUUUCUGCGGCUGCGAGUUGUCGCCGCCAAAAGCCGAACCAAGCUCGCAGCAAAGUAGGACGACGGUCGGUGUUUACCUCGUUCCCUCCGAGUUUCGGUGGUCACGGCCCGGAGAUGCUUCUUAUCUUUCGGCCGAAACACGGCGCCGACACUACUUCGCCUGCCCCUCCAUUUAGACUGAUCCCGCGGUCUGCUAGUCCUCAGCUUACAGGAGCAUUACAAGGUGCACAUGUCCCGUUCUUGAGCUGGAAUGGAAACUCUUGCCUCUCCCACACCUCAUCCUUCGGUCGUGUCUUCGUUUGUGUGGCGUUUUGUGCCUUCCUAAAUGUCCACUGUGGACACAUGGUUCGAGCACUAUCUCCUGCCGGCCAUCCACGACCUGCACCAAUCUCCAUGAACAACUCAUCGCUGGGCGUCUUUAGCAAGCUCCAUGUUUGUAAAUCUUUCAAGAAUGACUGCUUCCUUGCGUGCGCUUAA
Bipolaris oryzae ATCC 44560 is the source of this 783-nucleotide messenger RNA. RefSeq lists its product as uncharacterized. Bases 1 to 783 code for a protein of 260 amino acids. Lineage: Eukaryota; Fungi; Ascomycota; Dothideomycetes; Pleosporales; Pleosporaceae. The record is from RefSeq and is a predicted model, not a curated record. The transcript is spliced from 4 exons.